UAUCACAACAUUAUUUCCUCUCUCUCUCUCUCUCUCUCUCUCUCUAAACUCACCCUCCCUUCUUUAACAGAAUUUCAUUUCAAACAAUUUACAAUUCUAUGAUACACACAAACAGAGUAUCAUCAUCAUCAUCAUCAUCAAUCAAUGGGGAAAUACAUGAGGAAACCUAAAUUCACCAGUAACACAAUAGCUGUACUCGAUGUUUCGCUCGGUGUUCGAACGAGAGCCAAAACCCUAGCGUUGCAGAAACUUCAAGCACUGAAUUCAUCCGCCGCAACGCCACCGUCUCCGGCGACGGUGACGGAACAACAUACGGAAUCAUGUUAUCUGCAGCUACGCAGCCGUAGGCUGGAGAAGCCUCUGGCUCAACGGUUAACGUGCUGCCGACAACGAAACCCUAACCCUAGUGGUGUGAAUUCUUCUUGUUCCGUCGGGUCGGGUCCGGUGGAGACCCGAGUUAAAGGUGGUGGAGAAAAUAAUUUGGAUUUUGAUGGUAGAGAAAGGAGCACUCGAGAAAGCACUCCUUGCAGCUCAAUAAAGGACUUUAAUGUCAUUAGCACACCCAGUAAUUCCAUCACUAGGAGCAUACCUUUGGCGCGCGAGAUUGAGGAGUUCUUUGCUGUUCACGAGCAAGAGCAGCUCAGACGGUUUGCUGACAAGUACAACUUCGACUUUGUUGAUGAAAAGCCACUUGAAGGAUGUUACGAAUGGGUAAAAGUAGAAUUCUAAUAAGCAAGAUGGACAUAUGACAUUUGUGAAAGCUUGGAAUAAAGGGUGUUGGUGUAUUUCCGCUUUUGCCCUUGGUUCUCAAUGUAAUGUAAAGUGACAAAACUGACCUAUUAGGGUAGACUGGGAAGAACAAAAAGUUAUUAGGUUUACUUGUUUCAUCUAUGUCUAGAUUUGCAAGUAAUAAAUAAUUUCAAGAUUUUAGAUUUCCUUUAA
Molecule: messenger RNA, 942 nt
Organism: Helianthus annuus (common sunflower)
Lineage: Eukaryota; Viridiplantae; Streptophyta; Magnoliopsida; Asterales; Asteraceae
Product: cyclin-dependent kinase inhibitor 3
Exons: 3
Coding region: 145-729 (194 amino acids)
Biological process (GO): negative regulation of cyclin-dependent protein serine/threonine kinase activity
Cellular component (GO): nucleus
Molecular function (GO): cyclin-dependent protein serine/threonine kinase inhibitor activity
Source: RefSeq, a predicted model, not a curated record